CUCGAGUAGUGUGUCCCGGCUGGGAGCAAUAAAAAGGUCCACAGUGGUCGUCCCACAUGUUCAGUCAUGAUGGCUUUCUUUCGGCAACGGGUGCUGCUGCUCGCGAUCCUGGUGGCUGCCGUUUGGGUUGACGCAGACAUGAAGCUGGACUGCAGGCCCGACCACAUGACGCUGGUGUGGACCGAGAGCAGGACCCAGGUGGACCCGUCCCUGUUCCGUCUGGGCAACUGCUUUCCCACCAGCGUCGCAGCCCGGGAGGCCGCUUUCAGCGUGGCCCUCAACGACUGCAACUUCAAGAGAAUGGUCACUGGGGAUCAUCUGCUGUACACCAACGACCUGACCUUCAUUUCUUCACCCGAUUCUCAUCUACUCCCCUUCAGUCACCCAGUUGUCUGUGCAUACGAGAGGCCGAAAGACUGGUACCCGCUCGUCUACGAUCCUGUGUUUAACACGUAUGGUCAGGGAGAUCUGGUGUUUCACAUUGGGCUCAUGAACGUGGACUUCUCGGGCCCUGCCGCGUCCACUACUUUCCCUCUGGGUUCCUUCAUCCCAAUCAUGGCGAGCGUGGAGCAGAACCGCCAUCAGCCUUUGCUGCUGCUGCUCGAGGAAUGCGUUGCUGCUCCCACACCAGAGAUGCAACCCGGAAGCCCUUUCUACCCAAUCAUCACAAAUAAGGGAUGUCUUAUGGACAGUAAGAUAUCCGGCUCAAAAUUUGAGCCAAGGCAAAAAUCGUCAGAGAUCCGCCUCUCCCUUCAAACCUUCAAGUUUUCUGUCGACGUAGAGGUGUAUAUCCAUUGUGAACUCGUGGCUUGGGAUCCUUUUGGGCUUGACAACACAAAGAAGGCCUGCCACUAUAUCAAAGAUCAUGGCUGGGAGCUUCUGGAUGACCCUGAAUAUAGCAAUUUAUGUGACUGCUGUGACUCGAGCUGCAAGUCCAGGAGAAUGAGGAGUAUAGCAUCGGGGAAGCAUGGCGUGGUCCAAAAAGCAGUCCUCGGGCCGCUUACCAUCACCGAGACCUGAAGCAUCGGAAAACGACUCCAUCCUCUGGGCUCGCUCCUUCAAUCAGAAUUGGGUUGUUUUUUUAUUGUUUCAAGAUUCUGAAAGCUUGGUGCCUAGUUGUGACUUUGCAUUUCAGAUCUGUGUACAUUAAAGAUGUAGCCAAACUGUCAUUUAGUUGGUCUUUUUUGAAUAACUUGGAAUUUAAUCUCUGGGUAAAACUGAAUUGUCAUUACAAGGUAUAAUGGUGGAAUUUAUUGAGUAACUAAUCAGUUUCAAUAUUGAAUUCUGGUUAAAAAUAAAGUAUGACAUUAUUUACAA
This is a messenger RNA of Scophthalmus maximus (turbot), 1317 nucleotides long. Its product is annotated as zona pellucida sperm-binding protein 3-like. NCBI's taxonomy places the organism in Eukaryota, Metazoa, Chordata, Actinopteri, Pleuronectiformes, Scophthalmidae. Gene Ontology annotation, molecular function: acrosin binding. The transcript is spliced from 10 exons. The coding region runs from base 67 to 1020 and encodes 317 amino acids. Gene Ontology annotation, biological process: binding of sperm to zona pellucida; egg coat formation; positive regulation of acrosome reaction. Gene Ontology annotation, cellular component: extracellular matrix. The record is from RefSeq and is a predicted model, not a curated record.